AUGGAACAGUUGGACGCUGACACAGCGUUCCUCAACAGUGAGUUGGAGGACCGUGUCUACAUGGAGGUACCAAUUGGCGUUGAGAACGCUCAGAACUAUGUGUGCCAGAUGAACAAGGCCAUCUAUGGACUGAAGCAAGCUGCAAGUGCCUGGAACAAGACCAUUCAUCGGGUAUUUCUUGGGUACGGAUUCAAGAGCUGUGGUGCGGACCAGUGCGUCUAUGUCAAGCGUUCCAAGAGCAAUUUCAUUUACGUCUGUCUUUACGUAGAUGAUAUGAUCAUUGCGGCGAAGACUAGUGAUGAAAUUGAUGACGUGAAAAACGCACUCAAGAGUGUCUUUAAGAUGAAGGAGCUUGGACCGGCGAAAUUUAUCCUGGGAAUGGAGAUCGACCAUAACAUGACUGCUGGAACGCUUAUGAUUAAGCAAACGCGAUACAUCGAUGAUGUGGCAAAACGGUUCGGGCAAGAGAACGCUAAUUCGGUUGACAACCCGUGUGCAACUGGUCUUAAGUUGUCAAAGUCGCAAUCGCCAGCAACGGAUGAAGAGCGAAGAAAGAUGCAAUCGAGACCGUACCGCUCCUUAAUUGGAUGCCUACUGUAUAUCACGACGUGUACUCGCCCGGACAUUUCAUUCGUGGUAACGCAACUUUCUCGUUUCCUGGAGAAUCCCGGGACGCAGCAUUGGGACGCUGCUAUACGUGUUCUACGCUACUUAAAGACGACUCGCCAGCACGGGAUCAUCUACAAAGGUGGUACUGGCAGCGUCACAGCUGAAGCCUACUCGGAUGCGGACUGGGGUUCCAACCUCGACGACAGGCGUUCUGUCUCGGGGGUUAUGAUCAUGAUUGGGAACGCUCCGGUGGUGUUCAAAUCUAAGUUCCAACGAACGGUUGCCCUCAGCUCAGCGGAAGCUGAGUAUAUGGCUUUAAGCCUAUGCGUUCAGGAAGUGCUAUGGACGCGUGCGAUACUGACGGACAUGGGAAUGGUACAAAUAAACGCUACCCAGAUAUGGGAGGACAAUGAAGGAGCGAUUGCUUUGGCCCAAAACGCUGGUUAUCAUGCUCGGACCAAGCAUGUGGACAUCCGUCAUCACUUCAUCAGAGAGACGAUCGAAGACGGGACGGUUGCGGUAGCGUAUGUGGACACCAAACAUCAAUUGACCGACAUACUGACCAAGGCGCUAGGAUCCAAGACGUACAAGUUCCUGCGCGAUGCAAACAGUAUCCAGUGCAAAGAAACCAAGCAGUAG
Molecule: messenger RNA, 1248 nt
Organism: Peronospora matthiolae
Lineage: Eukaryota; Oomycota; Peronosporomycetes; Peronosporales; Peronosporaceae
Source: the annotation of a GenBank genome assembly